Messenger RNA from Triticum dicoccoides, 2768 nucleotides. Its product is annotated as calcium/calmodulin-dependent serine/threonine-protein kinase 1-like. Gene Ontology annotation, molecular function: protein kinase activity; ATP binding; calcium ion binding. Gene Ontology annotation, biological process: protein phosphorylation. Bases 730 to 2511 code for a protein of 593 amino acids. The transcript is spliced from 11 exons. Lineage: Eukaryota; Viridiplantae; Streptophyta; Magnoliopsida; Poales; Poaceae. The record is from RefSeq and is a predicted model, not a curated record.
GCCCUCCCCCUCACCAAAGCACAGCACAUACAUGGCGAUGGUGUGUGUGGAGGCGUUGGAGGGGGGCUACAGCUACAGCUACAAAAGAAAAGGGGAAAAAAGAAGGAGCUGAAAAGGAAAAGGCAGAGCUCCUCUCCCCCUCCCCCGUCCCUUUUCUCCCCUCCCAAUUCAUCACAGGAUUCACUCCCCAGCUGGGUGUUUCUUUCUUUUCUCCCCUUCCUUCCUUCCUAGCAGCAGGCAGAGCCAGCCAGUGGUGUGGUGGUGCCCCCUUGCUCUGAUCCAAGCCUUUCGCUCAAAGCCCCCGGCUUUUGCCGAUUGUUUGGUCACUUCAAGAAUCUCGGAAUAUGUUCUUGCUCCUGCCGCCGCCCCUGCUCUGAUCCGCCCCUCCCUCCUUCGAGCCAAGCCAGGCCAGCCCAGGCCCCUGUCGCGCUCUCUCUCUUUCUUUCUCCGGCGGCAUUUGGGUUCUCUGCAAGGAAAGGAUUCUGGCGGCCUGGUUUUGGCCGUGAUUGGGAUCCAAUUUUGGGGGCGGGUUCGCCGUGGUGUGGAGCCAGGUUCCUUACUUCCUUUCUUGGCGAGGCAGGAAUUUGGGAUGAUUUCUCGGGUUCUUGAAGGCGGGGAGACUCUCUGACGACCCGCCCCGGCGCCGUUUCUGGGGGAAAUUCUGCGCGGUUUCUGCGGAAUUUGCGUCGAUUCGGGGCCGUUGAGCUCGGUUCUUGAUCCGCGGGCUCCAUGGGUCUCUGUCAUGGAAAGCCCUCGCGAAUCCCGGAGCCCAAGGCGGAGGAGGAGCCGCGCGUGGCCUCCUCCGGCGCCCGCGAUGCCGCCGGUGGGGUGGCCGCCUCGCCGGCGCAGGCGGCCGCGGCGAAGCCGGGCACGCCGAAGCAGCCCAAGUUCCCCUUCUACCUGCCGAGCCCGCUCCCGGCGUCCAGCUACAAGGGCUCGCCGGCCAACUCGAGCGUGGCGUCCACGCCGGCGCGCGGCGGGUUCAAGCGGCCCUUCCCGCCGCCGUCGCCGGCCAAGCACAUCCGCGCGCUCCUGGCGCGGCGGCACGGCUCCGUAAAGCCCAACGAGGCGUCCAUCCCCGAGGGCGGCGAGCCGGAGCUGGGCCUCGACAAGAGCUUCGGCUUCUCCAAGCACUUCUUCGCCAAGUACGAGCUCGGCGAGGAGGUCGGCCGCGGCCACUUCGGCUACACCUGCGCCGCCAAGGCCAAGAAGGGCGAGCACAAGGGCCAGGACGUCGCCGUCAAGGUCAUCCCCAAGGCCAAGAUGACAACAGCCAUAGCAAUUGAAGAUGUCAGAAGAGAAGUGAGGAUAUUGAGCUCUCUGACAGGCCACAGCAACCUAGUGCAGUUCUAUGAUGCUUUUGAAGAUGAAGACAACGUGUAUAUAGUUAUGGAAUUGUGUAAAGGAGGCGAACUACUUGAUAAGAUAUUGGCGAGAGGUGGAAAGUAUUCUGAAGAGGAUGCAAAGGUUGUUAUGCUGCAAAUUUUGAGUGUAGUAUCAUUUUGCCAUCUUCAAGGUGUUGUUCAUCGGGAUCUGAAACCAGAGAAUUUUCUAUUCUCAUCGAAGGAGGAAAACUCACCCUUGAAGGUCAUAGACUUUGGCUUGUCUGACUUUGUAAAGCCAGAUGAAAGACUCAACGACAUUGUUGGAAGUGCAUAUUAUGUUGCUCCCGAGGUGCUUCAUCGAUCUUAUGGCACGGAGGGAGAUAUGUGGAGCAUUGGAGUAAUUGCCUACAUUUUGCUUUGUGGGAGUCGACCUUUCUGGGCACGCACAGAAUCAGGAAUAUUCCGAGCUGUCCUUAAGGCGGAACCAAGUUUUGACGAGGCCCCAUGGCCUACUCUCUCUGCUGAAGCCAAAGACUUUGUAAAAAGGUUGCUUAAUAAGGAUUAUCGCAAGAGGAUGACUGCCUCACAAGCUCUCAGUCACCCAUGGAUCCGUGAUGCACAACAAGUCAAAAUUCCUUUAGAUAUGAUAAUCUACAAGCUUAUCCGAGCUUAUAUCAGUUCAUCUUCAUUGCGGAAGUCUGCUUUGAGGGCCCUAGCUAAGACAUUGACAGCAAAUCAACUCUUUUAUCUAAAAGAGCAGUUUGAAUUGUUGGGUCCAAACAAGAGUGGUUUUAUCUCGUUGCAAAAUUUGAAAUCGGCUCUGGUGAAGAAUUCGACGGAUGCAAUGAAGGAUUCCAGGGUUAUUGACUUUGUUAACACGGUAUGCACCCUUCAGUACAGAAAAUUGGAUUUCGAAGAGUUUGCGGCUUCCGCCAUCAGCGUAUAUCAGAUGGAAGCUCUGGAGACCUGGGAACAGCACGCUCGGCGCGCGUAUGAGCUGUUUGACAAGGAGGGCAACCGGCCUAUCGUGAUCGAAGAACUUGCGUCGGAACUCGGCCUCGGCCCGUCGGUGCCCCUCCACGUCGUCCUCCAGGACUGGAUCAGGCACGCCGACGGGAAGCUCAGCUUCCUCGGGUUCAUAAAGCUCUUGCACGGAGUUUCUUCCCGGUCGAUCCCGAAAGCCUGAGACGGAAAACAAGCAUUAUUAUUGUUGCAUCAAACCUAGGAGAUGACUGAUGGCUAAGCCAGUGCCAAUCUCUCGCUGGUGUCUGUGUGCGUGGACGACGACUGUUUGAGGUGGCUGGAGCAGGACGAUGGCUUGCGACCACGACCGUAACGGAAGGGAAGCCGACAGUCUUUGUGUAAGAGGUAAGAAGAUAAAAAGAAGGUUGUUGCUUAAUGCUUAUGACUACUACAGUAGUAGCUAUUAGUGCUUGCUUGUAC